AAGAGAUCAACUCUUAUGUGUUUGAAUAGUUUUUAAGAAAAUUUCCAUCUUGUUUCAUCCUUCUAACUUACCUUGCUCACCUUUACGGUAGUUUAGGUAGCUCCUGGGAGUUUGGUAUGUGCUAAAAAACUACAUUUUUUUGGAAAUGUUUGAAUAUCUUAUACAUCUUUAUAGUGUUGGCAUAUGCAGAACAACUGGUGCAGGCUCUAUUUUACGUUAAUAUAAUGCAUUUCGCUGACAGUUAUAGCACCAGUGUUUCUCCUCUUUGUUGGACCUAUAUGUAGUCAAAUUUAGUAUGAUUCUGCCACCAGCUAGCUAUCAGAAUGGAUUCUACUUAAAAUCUUAGGAAUGGCUUCUUGUCAUGGAUCUUCAAAACAUGAUAAGUUUUCUAUCAAAUAUUUAUGGAUUCCUCUGGAUGUGCAAUGUUAUGAACCAAAUACAAUUGUUUCCCAGAAAUAUGCCCUCAGAACUCAUGCAAAGGGCAGUACACUAUCUGAAACCAAAUCUCCCAUCCAAGGAGCAAGUACAGCAAAGUUUGUAUCUGCAGUUGCUAGGAUCUGGGAUUAUGCUGGAGAUCCAGCAGUUUUCCACAUUGAUGAAAGCUUGAAAUAUCAUGACCAUUUGCAGAAAGAGUGUAACACCAUAUGCUAUUCUGGCAGGCAAAGAAAACAAAAACCAACAUCCACCAGAAAUGGAAGUGCUUGCAAUGGACUAGAGCCUAAAAGCUCUUUGACAUCUGCAGUAAAAUCAUACUUUGAGGAAGUAAAAUGCAUUAAGAAACAGUUAUUGCUUGCCGCUUGCAACAGAUAUGUAGCCAAUUCUUUCAUCUGGAAACGUGUCUGGUUAAUUGGUUCCCAUUCACAUAUAGGAAACGAUAAGGUCACAUGGAGUACAACUCGUACUGUUCAAGCCAGCCAAUGUGAAAGCAUUGAUAAAACUAGUUUGGAAGACCUGAAGGAUGACAGAUCUAUUGGAACAGACAAGCAAAGUCCAUUUGAAAUAUCUGCUACUCAGGCCAAAGGGAAUUCUGCUGCUGCUGAACUCUAUGAUGCUUCUUGUGAUAAAUCAACGAACUUAGUAGGAAACGAUCUGCAAAUUUCAGGUUCAUUUUAUUCAACAUAUUCACUCCGACCAAUGAUGAUCUGGAAAGGAAUAGUUGUUGGAUUUUGUAGAAAUCACAGAUCUAGUCUUCAUUUCGGCAACAACUUUGAUUUCUUAACUUUGACUGGUUACACUUAUGGACGCCAUCAGAAAGCUAUUGAGGUCAUGUCCUCUUCAGUUUCUGAGGUUUCACGGGAACUUUCUGCCUUCAAGGAUUGUGAUAUUCAUGAGUGUGGUAAAAGCUUAGCUCAGGAGCCCAUUCUUGAACAUAAACGUUUACCAAUAUUCACGAUACAUGAUAAACUCGAAAAAGAACUAACCAAGAAUAGACAUGCAAUAGCAGGAGCAUUGGCUGGAACAAUUGUUAGCCUUUGUCUGCAUCCUAUUGAUACAAUUAAGACUAUAAUUCAGGCUGAUGGCAUAGGUCAAAAGUCAGUUUAUUGCACUCUCAGAACGCUCAUAUCACAAAAAGGCAUAGCAGGGCUCUACUGUGGGAUAACUACCAAUAUUGCUUCCUCAGCGCUUAUUUCUGCCAUCUAUACCUUCACAUAUGAAUCAGUUAAGGGGGCCGUACUACCAGUUCUGCCAAAGGAGUACCAUUCUGUUGCUCACUGCUUUGCAGGUGGUUGCUCAAGCAUAGCUACUUCUCUCAUCUUUACUCCCAGUGAACGUAUAAAGCAACAGAUGCAAGUGGGUUCACAGUAUCAGGACUGCUGGAAUGCCUUCAUUGGAUGCUUUGAAAAGGGUGGAUUGCCUUCACUAUAUACUGGGUGGAAGGCAGUUCUUUGUAGGAACAUUCCACACUCCAUUAUCAAGUUUUACACCUAUGAAAAUUUGAAGCUUCUCUGUUUGGUGUCGGCAAAGCCUAAUUCAGGUCUUAGCACAUUGCAAACGCUAUUGUGUGGGGGUAUUGCUGGAUCAACUGCUGCUCUUUUCACAACACCCUUUGACGUGGUAAAGACAAAGUUGCAGACACAAGCUCCUGGGACUAUUGGGAAAUACCGUGGGGUUCUUCAUGCAUUGCAAGAAAUAGCUAGGCAUGAAGGUUUUCAAGGGCUUUACAGGGGUGUGACUCCAAGGUUAGCUAUGUAUAUCUCUCAAGGAGCCCUUUUUUUUGCAUCAUAUGAGUUUCUUAAAGUAGUCUUUGCUUUGCAAGUUCCACAAUCACAUGUUCAGGUCAUUCAUAACCAACAAAAUGCUGACUACUCAAAGUUGAGAAGUGAACAGACUGAAGUCUUAAACCAGAAUUCUUUGGCUAAUUAGAAACUAACUAAUGGUGGACUUGUCUUGUGGGCAACUAGUCAGAGGGAACCCUGAUCGAUCACUAAUGGGCAUGACAGUGGUGCUUCUUUAGAACACAAAGCCACCGAGCCGUAUUUUUGAAAUCUGGUUGUCUUAAUCGCACGUGCAUUGGAAUUCGAUAAAAGUGGCAUUGAACGUGUUCUUGGACCUUGCUUCCUUGAUUUUAGUUUCUGAAGAUCUUAGAAAUCCUUUUUUACUCCUUUCACUACUCUUUUCACCAAAUGCCAGUUUGCCAUGCCCCCGGCAAAGAUGAGUUAUUUUCUUUCCUUUCCUCCCACGACUAAUAUCUUCUUGUUGCCAACUUCAGUGGUGUGUUAUGGAAUUCAAUCUGUCCAUGGCAUGGGAUGCAACUACAACUUUAGCAGCAUUGUUUACUGUUGUUGGUCAUCAUUCAUCAUUCACAAGUUUGUUCUGGUAGCAUUUUGAUAUUUUUCAUGCAUGAUUCUGUUUUAUGCCCAUAUAGGUUUAUCUUCACAUCAGUCUCUGAAUAUGCAAUCCUCAGAACGGAGGAUUUGACACCCAUUAAUGCAAAUUUACAUCUCUGCUGACCAUAUAUGCUGCAGUUGUGUGAUUUAAACCAGUAGCUACUCUUCUCUAUUUACUGGAAAUGCAUCAUUGAGGUUCUUAAA
This is a messenger RNA of Musa acuminata subsp. malaccensis (wild Malaysian banana), 3032 nucleotides long. RefSeq lists its product as uncharacterized. The record is from RefSeq and is a predicted model, not a curated record. NCBI's taxonomy places the organism in Eukaryota, Viridiplantae, Streptophyta, Magnoliopsida, Zingiberales, Musaceae. Gene Ontology annotation, cellular component: mitochondrial inner membrane; chloroplast envelope. Gene Ontology annotation, molecular function: S-adenosyl-L-methionine transmembrane transporter activity.